AUGGUUCUCAAGCUCUAUGGCUCAGCCAUGUCUACGGCCCGUGUCUUGGUUACUAUCCUUGAGAAGGAGUUGGAAUUCGAAUAUAUCCCUAUUGAUAUGGCAAAGGGGGAGCAGACGACCGAGGCAUAUAAGCAGUUGCAACCUUUUGGUAAGGUGCCUGUGUUAGCGGACGACGGGUUCCGUAUCUUUGAGAGCAGGGCAAUUUGCAAAUAUCUUGCCAGGGUGAAAGGCCUUGGGCCCCCAGAUGAAGUCAGGGUCGCUCAGGCUGAGGCUGCCUUUGAUACAACCUUUGCAAUCUAUGACAGGAUUCUUGCUAAGCAAAAAUAUCUCGCUGGAGACGAAUUGACGUUGGUAGAUUUAUUUCAUCUACCAAAUGCAUCGGCCUUGAAAGCACACGGGUAUCAGCAUGUAUUUGAUAAGUAUCCAAAUGUGGACAAGUGGUUUACGGGCUUGCAGGAAAGAGAGACUUGGAUCAAGGCUACCGCUUUGACGGGAUAG
Messenger RNA from Arthroderma uncinatum, 498 nucleotides. Its product is annotated as glutathione S-transferase. Gene Ontology annotation, cellular component: cytoplasm. Bases 1 to 498 code for a protein of 165 amino acids. The record is from RefSeq and is a predicted model, not a curated record. Lineage: Eukaryota; Fungi; Ascomycota; Eurotiomycetes; Onygenales; Arthrodermataceae. Gene Ontology annotation, molecular function: glutathione transferase activity; glutathione binding. The transcript is spliced from 2 exons.